Molecule: messenger RNA, 2573 nt
Organism: Hemicordylus capensis (graceful crag lizard)
Lineage: Eukaryota; Metazoa; Chordata; Lepidosauria; Squamata; Cordylidae
Gene: KDELR2
Product: KDEL endoplasmic reticulum protein retention receptor 2
Exons: 5
Coding region: 179-817 (212 amino acids)
Biological process (GO): protein retention in ER lumen; endoplasmic reticulum to Golgi vesicle-mediated transport
Cellular component (GO): membrane; cis-Golgi network; endoplasmic reticulum
Molecular function (GO): ER lumen protein retrieval receptor activity
Source: RefSeq, a predicted model, not a curated record
CCGAGCAGGCCAGUGAGGGAGGCGUGGCUCCUCCUCCUCCCGUCUCCGCUCCUUUCCCGGCGUGCACCGCGGCGGCGCUGGCUGUCUCUGGCCACGUCCCCGGGCCACGUCGCUCGGUGCCCGCUGAGGAGGAGCGCUCGCCAUCUUCGCUUCGCUCCCGGGCUCUGCUGCCGCCGCCAUGAACGUCUUCCGCCUGACCGGGGACCUCUCCCACCUGGCGGCCAUCAUCAUCCUGCUCCUCAAGAUCUGGAAGACCCGCUCCUGCGCCGGUAUAUCUGGGAAAAGCCAGCUUCUCUUUGCAAUGGUCUUCACUACGCGGUAUCUGGAUCUCUUCACGUCAUUCAUUUCAUUUUAUAACACAUCUAUGAAGCUUAUCUACAUUGCGUGCUCGUAUGCCACAAUCUACCUGAUUUACAUGAAAUUCAAGGCUACCUAUGAUGGAAACCAUGAUACCUUCAGAGUGGAGUUUCUUGUGGUUCCAGUCGGUGGGCUGUCUUUUCUUGUCAAUCAUGACUUCUCACCUCUAGAGAUCUUGUGGACCUUCUCCAUCUACCUGGAGUCAGUUGCUAUCCUCCCCCAACUUUUUAUGAUCAGUAAAACGGGAGAAGCGGAGACCAUCACUACUCACUACCUGUUCUUCUUGGGCCUGUACCGUGCCUUGUACCUUAUCAACUGGAUUUGGCGCUACUACUUUGAGGGGUUCUUUGACCUCAUAGCUGUUGUUGCUGGCGUGGUCCAGACUAUCCUGUACUGUGACUUCUUCUAUUUGUAUGUUACAAAAGUACUUAAAGGAAAGAAGCUCAGUUUGCCAGCAUAAGUGCCAAAACCAAUCGCCAGCAUCUGCCAUCUUGGAUGCUUAGACAGAACAAUCCUUACCACAAGCAAAAGGUGAAGAUGCUUGAGACAGGCAGUCCAUGACAUUUUCUUGUAGAAGGUCAUCGGCAGGCUCUGUAGGACCGGAGGACAACCAGCUGACUUCUGUUUGAUGCAUCUUGCCUUUAUCUUUUUUAUUACUAUGUAUAAAGAUUUUUUUACAUAAAGAAACUUAAUACUGUGUGAAUUAAUUCAGUGUGUAGUUUCAAUUGGAAUAGUUUUAAAAGUGAGUUUUUUGUGGGAUUGUUUAUGACCAGGAAUAAGUGCAAACACUGCUUAUUUUCAAAGGGUUCUUUUUAGAUCGUUCUGGGACACACAAGUGUGUGAGGGAUGGUGACCGUUCUGUUGAUUGCAAAUUUCAUUCCACUGUAUUUAUUUUUCCAAAAAUUGAACAUGUGUCGGCCGAAAUCAAACUACAAACGCCAGAAUUCUCAUGGGUAGGAUCUUGUAAUUUCAUGCAUAUUCAUCAAUUAUUUUUCUUUCUAUUUUAAAAUAGAGAUCCCUCAUAGUCUCUGCUAACACAUAUUGUCCUCUGCCUCUGUUACCUUUUGAAGACAUUAGCUUGCAAGUAUUUGGUGCCAAUGCAGAUUUUUUGAGUAAAGUUCCUUGCUUUUGUGGUUUAGCAGCAAACAUUUAUAUUUUUCAUGCAGGACAAAAUGUUUCCACACAUUUAGGGUGCAUCAAACUACUUCUGUUAACAGCAACCUGAAUGUGGCAGUGAUAAGGAUGAACCUGUGAUAGUUGUCCAUCUAAAGUAAUCUCUUGAUGGAUGUUUUUAACUAUGUCUACAACUUUUUUUAAGAGACUACUUUUACAAGUAAUGUCCAUGUUUGGCUUCGAGCAGUUUUAGAUGUGCCAGUUUUGGACAAUUAAUGUGAUUUUAUAAACUUAUUCCUGAAUCAGCAGCACCAAGUACUAUUCUUUAUCAUCUUUACAUGAUUCCCUUUUUUACUGAGCUGUUGCAUGACUUAUCCUGUGUUACCAUCCUAAAUAAACAUUUUAUGAAGUGGUAUAUAUUGUGGUGGUAUUCUGGAACUGGCCUUCUACUACAACUUGUCUCGAUAAAUAGUUAUGACAUGUAAUUAUUUGAAAAUUAGUGUGCUCGUACCUGCUGUUAAAAAAGCAAAGAGCAUGUUUGCAAAAUAGACAUAUUUCUAAAUACACUAAUGCUUAAAAUCCUGGCAGUAAUGUAUCAAGGAGUUGCAAGGAAGAAGUUAGAAUAUAAGGCGGCCAGGAGAAUAAUGUACUUGUGUGGAAAUUGGAAGGCAGGAUAGAUUUCCUGUGAAAUCUACACCCUUAAUUACCUGGCUGUUUGAACACAUGAAUCCCUAACUCAAGAUGUAAAUCGUUUAAAGCAUAAAAUUUCCUAAUUAGAGAGAUGUAAUAAUUACAAAUCAUUUACCAAACUAUAUUUCCUCCUCCUCCUUUCCUAACUGGAGAGGCUUGAAGGAAGCGCUUUCUUUGCCCAACACUCUUUGCUUAUGAGGGUGAGGUGGGCUUGGGGAAAUAGUGACAGAACUAGGAAAAGGCAGCAGUGAUUUAAUAGCAUCCUUACUCAGAAUCACAGAAAGUUCUAUCACAUCUUGCUGUACUGAUUGCAUUUAACUUGGAUCUGGAGAAAUGCAGUACUGUGCCUCAAACCUUGCUUAUUUGCUCACUUGUAUGUGUAAUUUCUGUUACAAAUAUAUUUUCUCACUAUA